AUGGCUGAGCCAGAUCCGCCCAGUCCCAAAGUAGCCCCCCCGCCCCCGCCUCCUCCCCCAGGGGGGGGACCUCCCCCUCCUCCUCCGCCUCCCCCUCCCCCACCCCCUCCCCCAGGCGGAGGCGCUCCUCCCCCUCCCCCUCCACCCCCUCCCCCACCCCCUCCCCCAGGUGGGGGUCCUCCCCCGCCCCCUCCCCCGCCUCCUCCCCCACCCCCUCCCCCAGGAGGGGGUCCUCCCCCGCCCCCUCCCCCGCCUCCUCCCCCGCCCCCUCCUCCAGGGGGUGCCCCUCCUCCUCCUCCCCCUCCUCCCCUUCCGCCAGGGGGGCGGGCCCCCCGCCUCCUCCGCCCCCUCCACCUCCUCCCCCAGGUGGGGGACCUCCCCCUCCCCCUCCACCUCCCCCUCCCCCUGGCGGGGGCCCUCCCCCACCUCCCCCCCCCCCACCUCCUCCCCCAGGUGGUGGCCCUCCCCCUCCUCCCCCCCCACCCCCUCCCCCAGGCGGGGGCCCUCCCCCGCCUCCCCCUCCCCCUGGCGGGCCCAGAGGACCUCCCCCUCCCCCUCCCCCUCCUGGCGGGCCCAGAGGCCCCCCACCCCCUCCCCCUCCCCCUGGGGGGGAAAGGGUCCCCCCCCCCCCCCCCCUCCCCCAGGGGGCAAGGGCGGACCACCUCCCCCUCCCCCGCCCCCAGGGGGAAAAGGCCCUCCAGGCCCUCCCCCUCCCCCCGGAUUGAAGGGCCCCCCUCCUCCCCCCGGGUUCAAGGGGAAGGGUCCCCCUCCCCCCCCCGGGUUCAAGGGGAAGGGUCCCCCGGGGCCCCUCCCCCCGGGGGUGACGCGAGUGGUGGAGGGAAACAUGUGGGCGGAGGUGCAGAAGGAGGAGCAGGUCGCUGCUACCCCCAAGUGAGUGCUUCCCUCCUCUCUCUUCCCUCCUCUCUCUUUCCUCCUCUCUCUUUCCUCCUCUCACUCUCCUCCUUUCUUGAGACGUCUCAAAGGAAGGUGACUCGAGUGGUGGAGCGGAGGGGAACAUGUGGGCUGAAGUGCAGAAGGAGGAGCAGGUCGCUGCCACCCCCAAUUGCGUACCUCCCUCCUCUCUCUUUCUGCGUCUCUUCCUUCUCUACUGCCUCCUGGCUGGACCUGGAGGCGCUAUACCCAGAGCUGGAGGAUCUGUUUUCUGCCGCCCCUCCCCCCAAGAAGAAAGACACCGGGCCCAAGAAGGAGGCCAAGCCGCAAGCACUCUCUCUUCACCCUAUUCUUGUGCCUCCCUUGUGUGCUCGUCUCUCUGCUGUGUGUGCUUCAGUUCAAACCCACUUGAAGGGUGCGGUCGACAGUCCUUUCUUUUCUAGUCAACACAACUUCUUCGUUGCAGCUCUUGUUCAUACGCCUUUCUGCGCUGGACAGCAAGGUGCUGGACGCGGAGAGGUGGAACGCUCUGCUGAGCCGUCCUCAAACAGCACUCACUCACUGUCUCGUGCCUUCGCUCCCUCCACCUUAUCUCCUCAGGACGCCAUUCUAGCGCUGGACAGCAAGGUGCUGGACGCGGAGAAGGUGGACGCUCUGCUCAAGUUCUGCCCCGCCAAGGAAGAAGCGGAGAUGCUCAAGGUGGAUGCUCUGCUCAAGUUCUGCCCCGCCAAGGAAGAAGCGGAGAUGCUCAAGGUGCGUGGCAGCUGGGUGGGGAGGGAAGGAAAGGGCUGUCUGUGGCAUGCCUCCAAAGAAGCUGGGCAAGGCUGUGGCAUGCCUCCGGAGAAGCUGGGCAAGUGCGAGCAGUUCAUCCUGGAGAUGCUGCGAGCGUCGGCUGUGGCAUGCCCCGGAGAAGCUGGGCAAGGCUGUGGCAUGCCUCCGGAGAAGCUGGGCAAGUGCGAUCAAUUCUUCCUGGAGAUGCUGCGAGCGUCGUAA
This is a messenger RNA of Closterium sp. NIES-65, 1884 nucleotides long. The record is from the annotation of a GenBank genome assembly. Lineage: Eukaryota; Viridiplantae; Streptophyta; Zygnematophyceae; Desmidiales; Closteriaceae.